GCAUAAUGAAGUCGGUGUUGAUGGCUGAGGCAUUGUGUCAAUGUGCAAGUGGCUUUUGUGCAGAAGCACGUCAGGCACAGCUGGCGUUGUUCGACCUUUAUACCAAAAGAGCGCACGAAGACAGAAAAGCUGCAGUGGAGUAGCAGGCUGCUAGGCCUUUAAUUUCUGGAAACCUUGUCAAGUUUCUUAACAUAUUUGGGCUCCGUUUAAUAGCUGCUUGGCUCUUCUCUUGGAGUCAUCGGCAGUGCCACUUGUGCGCUAGUCAGGAGCGGUUCACUGCUCUUCAAGAGGGUGCCACUCUGAGUAGUGCUGAACCUUCUGCAUCCGCGGCGCAGAUCAGACAGGCGUAUCAUGUUGGGGGGCCUGGAUUUGGAGUUUCCACAUGUCUCCGAGCAGCAGGAUCCCUGUGGCGACGACUCUGAGGCCAGGAUGGAGCCUCAGCUGUUGAAGCAGCCGCUGCUCAACUAUGGCCAGGAGUUGCUGACUGCCCUCAAGGAGGAGCAGGGCAUCGAGCGUGUAGGCUUUGCCCUUCAGGGGAUCAGCCGCGCUGAUCUGCAGGCCAGCAAACAACGUGAUUCCAAGGAUCCACUGCUUCAGGAUCCAGCGAAACGGUCAAAGUUCAUCCGUUUUCUGGCACACAAGGCGGACAUGCUGUACAAGUCCUGGGACUCUGUGCCUGUAUGCUCCACAACAGAUGGCGAAAAUGAAGAGCUUUGUGCUGUCAUGCCUCCUUUGGAGAGCUUCAUGAGUGUGCCUGCCAGUGAACGGAAGAAACAUUUUUUCGAGUGCCUGAAGAAGGGCGACACAGUGAUUGGCCAAGUGAGCGGCAAGCAGGAGAAUGGCCUCUUUGUCACCCUGGUCUGCAUGGACGGGGGUCUGCGCCGUGAGAUUCACGACCUUGCCAUUAAGGCUUUCUGCCCUCUGAAUCAGGUGCCCACAUUCUCAGCUCAUGAGAGCCCGUUUGACGUGUUUCAAACCAAGGACCUUGUUAGAGCUGUCGUGAUUAGCUGCUCUUCUGAGUCCGAGCGCAUCAUUCUGUCCAUGAAGCCAGAUGCACUUCCAGCAGACCAGCAACACUUGAUGAAGCUAGGCUUGAUUACCGAGGAAGAGAUCCCUUCCCACCACAAGCGGCUGAUAAGCACUCAUGGCCGCUCAUAUCAGGAAGUCCUUGAGAGAACCAUCGGUUUCAACAACCCAACCACAGCUAGCCAUCUCUGUUCAGCAUUGGGCAUCCCGUCUUGGAGGCAGGCAUCUCUUACCAAGGCUUUGCAUAUGAAAGAAUACCCCAAAGAAGAGUAUGCAACAGCUCUGCGGAAGGCCCAGUCGUCCAAGUGGGCCUACAAGAGCCUGAAAGACGGAGUGAUGCACUUCAAGGCUGGCAACCACAGUGAGGCAUUUGCCUGCCUCAACAAGGCCCUCCAGAUUGACCCCGAGAACGUGGAGGCUCUGGUGGCACGGGGUGCUCUGUUUGCAAAUAACAGCAACUUGCGACGUGCCCUGGAAGACUUUGAGCAGGCACUGACUUUGAAUCCAAACCAUCCCAAUGCCCGCAAGUACAUGUCCGAGACCCUGGUUGCCCUCGGACGCUACUACGAGGAGAGGGGUGACUUGGAAGGUGCGGUCAAGACAUACAAGAAGGCAGUGAAAGUGAACCUGAGCAACACGGAUGCCCGGGAAGCCCUCAUUGCCAUGGAAGUCAAGGAACGCAAGAAGGAGGCCGAGCCCUUAGUGCCCCAAGAUACCCGGUCACUGUCAAGCCAGGCCUCGCUGCUUGCUGAACUUCAAGGCGAGAUUAGCAAGCCCACAAAGGACACUCGGGAGAAGCUGCGUCUUCUUCUCAAGGAUGAAGUGGAGAAAAAGCACAAGAAACGGCGCCGCCAUCGUAGUUCCUCUUCAUCGUCCUGGUCAUCAACUUCCUCAUCAGGAGCAUCAUCACGUUCCUCGUCAUCCAGCGGUUACAAACGUCACAGUCGCAGGCACCACCGCUCAAGAAGAUCUCGCAAGGACCGCAAGGAAAGCAAAGCUGAGCGGCACCGUGGCUCCAAGAAAAAGCGAAAGUCACGCGAUGGCCACCGUGCCAACACCAGCCCUCCCCCUGAAGAAGUUGCUCCAGCCGCCACUGGCAGCACUGCUCCUGGUGGCACAGCUUCAGAAAGCUACUGGAAGGACGAGCCUGCUGUGGUGCUUUCCUCGCCCCCGGCCGAGGCGACAAAGGCUGCUGCGCAACGCAGCUCCCUGUCGCCGUUGUCAAAGAAACUGGCGCACCUCUACGAGGACGAAGACGAGGUGGAGAUAAUGAAGGGAGCCGCGUCGAUGACCACAACGAUGUCGCCCAAGGUGACCUUCCUGAUGAAGUCUAACCAGGAGAUACAGGCGCCGCGCCUGUUCAACGUCGACGCCAAGUCGGCCGCUGCGAGCACGGCAUACUACGAGCGUAAGGACCGCUCAUCAGAGUCGGCGAGAGCCCCGUCAGCCGAGCCUGCGCAGUCGGCGCCGCGCAUCGAGUCUGUGGUGAAGCGCACCGAGCCGCAGCCGGCACCCGAGCGCAAGGGGAUCGAGUUCAAGUGGAAGGCCGUGAAGAAGCCGCUGACACACGCGGGCGACAGCCACGAAGAAGGCUCGGUGAGCUCGGUCGAGCACCGUGAGGACGCGCCACAGCAGCAGCCGUCACGGGGCGCCGACGACAAGACGGCGGCGUCCAGCCACGAGGAAGGCUCCAUUCACUCGGACUCGGAGCCGGCCAAGCGCAAGAAGGACCGCUCGAGCAGCCGCGAGAGCAGCCCCAAGGACGACGACGACGAGGGCCACGGCAAGGGCAAGCGCAAGCUGCGCCGCCGCUCGCGCGCAGACUCCGAGAGCUACUCGUCCUCGGGCCGGUCCAAGUCGCCCGUUCGGAGGCGCCGCAGCAGCCGGCGCAGCGCCGACCACUCGGACGACUACUCGACCGAUCGAUCGAGCGUGGCGUCCCGGGGCCGCCGCCGCCGUAGCAGCCGUGGCGGCCGUAGCUCGGACAGCUCACGCGACGACUCGCGCCGCCGCCGGUACUCGUCAGAGGACUCGCGCGACGGCCGCCGCCGCAGCCGCAGUUACAGCUCGGACACAGACGGCUCGCACCGCCGCCACUCGCCCAUGCGGCGCGGAGGUUACCGGCCCUACUACUACAACAACAACCGGGGCGGAUACUACAAGGGCAACUUCAACAACCGCCGCUACAACAACUACCGCGGCGGCUACCAGAACAACCGAUACUUCCGGGGCGGCCGUGGAGGGCGCCGUCCGUUCCGGCCCUACUACAACAACCGGACAUCGCCGCGCUCCUACUACAACAGCGGAGGCGGCAGCUACCAGCGCAGCAGCUACAGCCGCGACCGGCGCUCGGACUCCGAGACGCCGCAGGAUCGAUCCUUCUGCCCGCCGUGGAAGCGCCGCAACCCCAUCGUGAGUCGCGCGCCCGACGCCGAGGAGUUGAAGAAGCUGCGGGAGGCGGCGGCGCAGCGUGCCCAGGAGAAGCAGGAACUGGCGGCGGCCGAGGGCGGCGCCAGCACCAGCACGCAGCGCAUCAACAAGGCGACCAUCAUCCGCAACUGGCUGGACGACGGCGACUCGCGGUCCCCGCCGCGGAGCCCGCCGCCGUCGCGCAAGAAGGACGAUGCCCCGCCGCUGCCGCCGCCGCUGCCAACGGACGCCCCGCCGCUACCGGAGGGCGACUGAGGAGCUUUCAUUAUCCAUCUUGUCAUCUUUCAUUCGCCCUGUGGAAUGCCCAAGCACCGUGUGUCAUGCUCUUGCGUGCUCUGGCUGCGUCGAGAAAAUGAAAUUCAUCAGGCAUUCCCAUUGAAGCAAGAAGGGGAGGGGGAGACGGUAGCUGGGCCGAGGAAAAAAAAAUAAACAUUGUGCUAUGUUUGGUUAGCUACAGCCAGCUCCAUUAUUGCUCCUGACUAGAAAAAAAACCAGAGAGCAACUCAUUUUUACUUUUGUUCUCCCGUUCCUGCACGCAAAUUGUAUUGGAGACACCGUUUUUUUUUUUUUUUUUUCCUUGCUUUGUCCUUGUACAUAGAACAAUAAAAUGUUUACGUGCAAA
Dermacentor silvarum is the source of this 4078-nucleotide messenger RNA. RefSeq names its product tetratricopeptide repeat protein 14-like. NCBI's taxonomy places the organism in Eukaryota, Metazoa, Arthropoda, Arachnida, Ixodida, Ixodidae. The record is from RefSeq and is a predicted model, not a curated record. Gene Ontology annotation, molecular function: nucleic acid binding; protein binding.